GUGCCAGUAGCCUCCUUCCCAAAGCCAAAGAAAACCCUCACAGAACCUGCCGCCAAAUUCUUCUGCAAUUUUUGAACAAUGCUUCUUCUUCAUCAUCCAUGGCGUUCUUCCGAUCACUUCUCAAGACUUUAGCCUCCCAAUCCACCAAAUCCACCCGGCGGAACUCUAAUUCUUCUCCCGAUUUUCGAACAUUCUUCUCCCUCUCCUCCGCCACCGCCCAACCAUUCGCUAAUCGCAGCCCUGCAAUCGUCAGAGACCCCAUUUUUUCCCUUCACCGACACUAUUUUCUUCGAAGAAAUUUUCUUUCCCCUCUAUCCCUAUCUUCUCCCCUAUGGAAACUCUCUCAGUACGCGACGCCGGUUCACCUCCAAUCCGACAUCGUUUUGCUCAGGCUUCCAACAGUUCGGGAUUCCCUCCGGCUACCGUACAGAUUAGGGUUUCAGCUGGCCCCGGAGAAAGUGUUGGAGGAGGAGAGAAAGAAAGAGGAUAGGGAGCUGACCAAGUCCCACCAUAUUAAUGAUUCUGAUGCGGCUGAUUCAGUCGCGGAUGUGACUCGUAGUUAUCUGAAUCUUCCCAAUUUUAUUUCUUUUGGCAGAUUACUCUCCGGCCCGUUGCUAGGAUGGAUGAUCACACAAGAAAUGUAUGUCCCUGCAUUUGUUGGUCUCGGUAUCUCUGGGGCGACUGAUUGGCUAGAUGGUUAUUUGGCAAGGAAGAUGAAGAUCAAUUCUGUGGUUGGUUCGUACCUUGAUCCCCUGGCUGACAAGGUACUGAUUGGAUGUGUUGCUUUGGGCAUGGUGGAUAGAGGGCUUCUGCAUCGUAAGUGCAUAAUGUUGUUUGUGUACAUUGGUAUUGCUAAAGGCAUCAACCUUUGUGCAAUUAGUCUACAUGAUAAUGUAUGGAACACCUGUUUCUUUUGAAACACCUAAUGUUGAUGUCAAGUUGUCAACUAUGUAUGUCAUCAACCAGAUAAUUGCGUUCCACGUAUUACAGUUCUUCCUUUCUCUGUUAUGUUAGAGUUUCUUGGAAUUGAUAUAAAAAGUAGAAUUAUAGGUUGAAAAUUCCUACACUCUAUGUCAUCAACCAGGUAAUUGCCUUCCAUGUAUUACAGUUCUUCCUUUCUCUGUUAUGUUAUAGUUUCUUGGAGUUGAUAUAAAAAGUAGAACUCUAGGUUGAAAAUUCCUUGGAGGAAUUAUGAUUACACAUACCCCCAGGCAAGUCUGGCUUUCAUCUGCUACUGUUAAUAGAAAUUUAACUUGCUAGACUGAAGUUUUGACCGACAUCAACCUCUAGAUAAUUUCCUUUUAUGUUUUUGAUAUUUGCAGCUGGACUUGUUGCACUUGUUGUGCUGCGAGAUGUUGCCCUUAUUGGUGGUGCUGUGUAUAAGAGAGCUAGCAGUUUGGAGUGGCAGGUUAGCAUGAUUAGCUAACUGUAUGCCUUUUCAAAAAUUCCUUAUCUUUUUCAUUCUUGUUCCUGGCUCAUAAGUUAAAUUCUCUAACAGUGGAAGAGUUGGUCUGAUUUCUUCAACCUUGAUGGUGCAAAACCUGAGAAAGUUGAACCUCUCUUCAUCAGCAAGGUAUGGUUUAUGACUUCAUAUCAUCUGGACUGUGAAAUGGUGCCACAUUUGAUGAUUUGUUGACCAUGGGGAGAAUUAAAACCAGGAAUCUCUCUUGGCAUAACGAUGGACUCUUUUUUUUCUUUUUUUUUUUAAUUCCUAUAUUGUGGAUGACAGAUAAUUUUAUUUUGGGAGGAUGUUGCAUAGAUAAGUUACUUGUUUUGGUUAAUAAUUAGUUUCUUGCUAAAAGUUUGACCAAAAAUUGGAAGGGAUAUUCAAAUUGGAACUGUAAAGCUGACUUCAUGUAGCCAAAAAUGGAUAGAGCAUCUUGAUUCACUCCUGAACUAUCCUUUACCUUGACAGGUUAACACAGUCCUCCAGUUGGUGUUAGUAGCUGGUGCUCUGCUGCAACCCGAGCUUGGUAACGAGGAAACUCUCUCAUACAUCACAUAUUUAAGGUCCUCUGUCCUUGAUCUACUCUACCAAUUUAUUAGUUUGCAGUUUACAUUCAGUAUUUGUCAUUUUAUUUGUUCUGUCCAAAUUGACUCCAUAUCAACAAACGGCUUUGUUUUUUCCCAGUUGGUUCGUUGCUUUAACGACGCUGGGUUCAACUGCGGCAUAUGGAGCUCAACACAUUAGAACUGGAUCUAAGUUGAAAUAUCGCCUCUAGGAUUGUAGAGAGGUUCUGUUGUUGUAGAGAAAGCAGAGCUGUAUUUAGUGUUGAGUCUUUGCCCUCUUUUUUUCUUAUCAGAUACCGCAUCAGUCAAGGUAGAUUUGAUGUAUACUUUAUUUUGAAUUAGAUUAAACUUAUGGUUAGUUUCUUGACGAAAAUGCUUUAGCUGCAUUUUGACAUAAUUACAUGUCAAAGUUCACAGAAUGGAUAACAUAUCCUGUCUUUUUUCAUUCAUUGAAUUAAUAUACCAUAGUCUCAAAUUAAU
Oldenlandia corymbosa var. corymbosa is the source of this 2490-nucleotide messenger RNA. NCBI's taxonomy places the organism in Eukaryota, Viridiplantae, Streptophyta, Magnoliopsida, Gentianales, Rubiaceae. The record is from the annotation of a GenBank genome assembly.